Molecule: messenger RNA, 1185 nt
Organism: Candida tropicalis MYA-3404
Lineage: Eukaryota; Fungi; Ascomycota; Pichiomycetes; Serinales; Debaryomycetaceae
Exons: 1
Coding region: 1-1185 (394 amino acids)
Cellular component (GO): nucleus
Molecular function (GO): RNA binding
Source: RefSeq, a predicted model, not a curated record
AUGUCACAACAAGAUAUAGUAACACAAGUAUCUCCACAAGAUUACAACACUAGUGUUGCUACAAACCAAAAUGUUAGUGAUUCAGAUGCGGAUUAUAAUUCAAUUAUUCAUUUAAAUAUUCGCGGGAAAGAGUUUACUAUAACUAGAGAUGAUUUAAUGAGUUUACCUGAAAGUAUCUUAUUAUGUUUAUUUCCAAAUGGUGUUUUCUUGGAUGUCAAUGGACAAGUUAUCAAUAAUUUAACUGAAGAUGAUAUUGUUUAUGUUAAUUUUGACCCAUUCACUUUUCAAUACAUUAUAAACACUUUUUAUAAAGCUCAACAGGAUUUAGUCACCAUGCAACAAAAUAAUAAUCAAUUGCAACCAACUUCAAGCUAUGGUGGUGGUAAUAACAAUAGACAAGAGAAUAUUUUAGAUACUAAACCAGCAAUUAUUGUAUUGAGAGAAGAUUUGGAUUUUUAUGUCAUUCCACCAGCUGAAGGACUUAAUGCAGAACAAACAAAACAAUUGAAAUUGGGAGUAAGUGCUCAAUUGUUGAAGAACAAACUUAUCUUUUCAGGUUUGGGAUACAAAUUUGAAGACGAUGAAGGUGAAGGAAUUCAAAUACAUGAUAAACCUGGAGAUGUCGAUCAACAUAGUGGGGAAGACACUGAUACUGAUAGCACUACCAAAAAAUCUAAAGGUCUUGGGCCAGCUGAACAACAUUUAUUUGAUAUGUUGUGUUCUUCUGGAUUUGAAGUUAAAGAUAAAUGGGGUUGUCGAUCAUUAGAGCCAAAUAAAUGUGUUAUCUCAUCAUUGCUGUUGGUUAGAUUGAAAACAAAUCCACCUCCACCUCCAGAAACACCACCUGAUUCCCCAUCAUUAGCACCAGUUGCUUCUAAUGCUAGUACUAAUGGGAGAUCGAGAUCAAGAUCAAGAAUUGCACAAUUGGCAAGCAAUGCCACACGAGCUGCGCUGAGAUCGUUGAGUUCCAAGAGAAAUGGUAAUAAAAGUGACAAUACUCAAACAAAGUUGUUGUUAUUUUGGAGAAAACCAGCUAGAAAAUGUUGGUGGUCUCAUGGAUGGGUAAAUAUAGAAGUUGAUGCCCCAGAUUUAUUUGAUUUGGAAACAGGAAAUGGGAAGAUGUCUGUUAAAGUUCAUAUAAGAAGAGUUUGGACUUUAGAAUUGUCAGUUAUUGGUGUACAAUGA